AUGAUUAAGAUCAAAAACACAGAUGAAUUAUGCUGUGCUCGUGCCAUCGUAACGAUGAAGGAGUACGUGGACGGCGAUCCUCAGAAGCAAUAUAGAAAUCUAAGAGAUGGAAGACCCAUUCAAGAACGCCUAGCUAAGCAGCUUCACCAAGAGGCAGGGGUACCGGAGGGUCCCUGUGGCUAUGAGGAACUAGAAAAAUUUCAAACGUUCCUAGGACCCCAAGGCUACAAAAUCAUCGUGUUUGAUUAAGUAUCUUGUGCCUGUACCUUUCAAGGCAAUGUGGAUCAGUACAGCAAAGUCAUCUAUUUGCUUAAACACGAGAAUCACUACAAUGGUUUAAGAAGCAUUAUUGCUUUUUGGAAUCAGUCCUACUUCUGCCCUGAUUGCUGUAAAGGGUACGAUGUAGACGACGCAGCAAACUAUUCUUGUAGAGGUCGUAAUUGCACUAGUUGUCAGCGCAAACGUUCUCCGAAAAAUAUAGGAGGCUGCCCAGAUUUUUCCCCAGGCAAGAAACGUACCAUUCACUGCAAAGUCUGCCAGCGUGAUUUCUAUGGUCCAGACUGUUUCAAAGCCCAUAAAGAACCAAAAGGCAAGAAAAAAGUCAGUCUCUGUCGGAAACUAAAGAAGCGUCUAAAAUGCUGUAAAGUUUAUAAAGUGAAUCCAAAGCAGCAACACAAAUGCUACCACGACACUUGCCGUCACUGCCAUGAAUUUGUUGAAAUAUACAAACACAAAUGUUACAUCCAACGUGUCGAAGAUGUAGACGAUGAGGAACACGAUGAUGAUGAUGAUGAUGACGAGGAAAAGAAGCUACCACCUCUCAUGGUGCUUGCUGACAUCGAAUGUUUGAUAGAACCCACAGAGCAGGGAAAGCAGUUAUUCAUAGCAGAUUUGAUUCCAUAUGCUACUGAAGAAGAUCCACACAAUGUUUCUCAUGCCUUUAGUGGCGAAACCUGCAUUGAACAGUUCAUUCAAGCUCUGAAUCGACUAACAGAAGUGGGAGACAAACAGCGUGAUUUAUUUAUAAUUUUUCACAACCUCAAGGGUUUUGAUAGCAACUUUAUCAUCGAGGAACUUUACCGUCAGGGUAUUAAGGUGGAAAACCAGCUGACGACGGGCGCCAAAACCCUGAAGUUCCAUUACGGGUAUCUGGACGCCAUGAUUACCUUCAAAGAUUCACUUUGUUUUCUCCCAAUGCCACUGGCCGAGUUGCCUGAAACAUUCAAUUUCGUCGAGCUUCAUAAAGGUUUCUUUCCGCAUGCGUUCCAUACAAGAGAGAGUUUAACUUACAGGGGUCGUCUACCG
This is a messenger RNA of Porites evermanni, 1305 nucleotides long. Lineage: Eukaryota; Metazoa; Cnidaria; Anthozoa; Scleractinia; Poritidae. The record is from the annotation of a GenBank genome assembly.